GCCGCGGCCGGCCAAUGAGGCGCGGCCGGGCAGGAGCAGGGCGGCCGUUGGACGCAGGGCCCGCCCGCCGGUCAUGGCUCUCAGCCCGAAAGUGACCACCAAGAAAUCGCUCAAGACCUGGGAUGCCCAAUGCCCAUCCGGGAUGACCAGCGACACCGACGCGACCUCGGCCCACACGUCCCGGAGAAAGCUGACAAAAUCCUCACAACGCGUGGUCACGGCCCCACCCAAGCCGGUGGUCCUGAAGCAGAGCCAGUGGCCUGCGGACCGGCGCAGGACAUCCCCACCGGCCUCGCUGUCGAUCUCAGGGACCGCCAAGAUGUUGGUGGCUCUGGACCUGUUCUGUCUGAUGCUGGUCAGUGUUCCCACCCUGCUGAGUAAGAGUGGUUUGAUGGCACCCCACUUCCAAGGCUUCUUUUGCAAUGACACCACCAUCAGAUACCCCCGGGUGUCCCACUACGUCGUGGAGGACUCGGCACUCAUCACCAUAGGCUUCUUAAUCUCCGUCUUCACGAUCAGCCUGGGAGAGAUGAUCUACGUCCAGAAACUCCGGCUGAGCCCGCGGGCCCUACUGGGCAGCACCUACGUGGUCAUGGUCUACAAGCAGCUGGUCACCUUCAUUUUUGGCAGCAUGGCCAGCUUCUCCCUGGCCAGCAUCACCAAGAUGACCACGGGACGCCUGCGGCCCCACUUCCUGGCCGUGUGCCUGCCAGACCCAGCCUCCUUCAACUGCGAGAGCGGCUACAUCACCAACUACACCUGCACCGGGCACCCAGAGGACGUCCUCAAUGCCAGGAAAUCCUUCUACUCUGAACAAGCCUCCCUCGGGAUGUACUGCAUGGUUUAUCUGGUGGUGGCCCCCCAAAAUGCGGUCCCUCUAGGUACGUGCUCCUGGUCUUCAAGGUCCUGCCCACCCUCCCCACCGGUCCCCAGCUUUAUGUGCAGGUGCGCCCCUGGGGACAGAAGACCAGCUUCUUACGGCCAACCUUCCAGUUCCUCUUCUUAUCCCUGGCUCUGGUCACCGGCUACAUCCGGACCUUGGACUAUUGGCACCACCCCUAUGACGUGGUCAUUGGAUUCCUGCAAGGAGCCUUGAUGGCCUUUUGGGUGGCAUUCUACAUUAAUGACCAUUCUACAGUUGGGGCAAUACCCAAGAGCUCUGAAUACUAGAAGGCCACUUCUGCCCUCUCCACUCACUUCACCCGUGUACUUCCUCUCGAUUCAUUUCCUAAAGGCCAUCAGGGAGCCCAAGGGGUGCCCUGAGACAGAAGAAAGUAUAGAUCCCCCCAGACCAUGUACUUCCGAGGGAACCGUGUCUGGGGCUGAGCCCACAUCCAGUUCAGCCCUGCCCCUGGUAGGAUGACAUAGGACACGCCAUUUUUCUGGGACUGAGUCUAUAUCCUCAGUCAGCCCCCUCUCAGCAGGGCCACUUCCUUUUUUAUUCUUUCUUAAAGACUCCUGAUGUAUUAAAGAAAUUAACAAAUGCCAA
This is a messenger RNA of Microcebus murinus (gray mouse lemur), 1489 nucleotides long. The record is from RefSeq and is a predicted model, not a curated record. NCBI's taxonomy places the organism in Eukaryota, Metazoa, Chordata, Mammalia, Primates, Cheirogaleidae.